GCCACCGCGCAGUACACCGCCGUCGCCUCGCAGCUGGCCGACCUCUCGGCCCGCGUGAUGGAGGUGGAGGGCUGCGUGGAGGUGUGCCGAGAGAGGGCGCACAACGAGAGCAGCUUCUCGGCGCCGCCGCAGGAGAGUUCUCGGUCAUCUCGCACGCGGAGUCGCGAGCCAGCUCCACGCGCGGCUUCCCGCCGCCGCUGCCCGCCGCGGCGCCGGACGCGGAUGCGAGAAGGUUCCGGCUGCUGCAGGACAAGCUCGAGGACUCGGUCGCGGCCCACCUGGAGGUGCUCGACGACCUCGAGCGCCGGGUCUCGGAGGUGGAGCGCGCCGUGAGGCCCAGCGACUCGGCGCGGGGCGCCCCGGCGGUCGCCGAGCCGCUGUGCGGGCGGCCCAGAGGGCAGCCCGGCGGCCUCGAGGCGGGGGAGGCGGCCCUCGACGGCUCCGCGGGAUCGGCCAGCGAGUAG
Molecule: messenger RNA, 464 nt
Organism: Prorocentrum cordatum
Lineage: Eukaryota; Dinophyceae; Prorocentrales; Prorocentraceae
Source: the annotation of a GenBank genome assembly